Molecule: messenger RNA, 2616 nt
Organism: Chiroxiphia lanceolata (lance-tailed manakin)
Lineage: Eukaryota; Metazoa; Chordata; Aves; Passeriformes; Pipridae
Gene: ITGBL1
Product: integrin subunit beta like 1
Biological process (GO): cell-matrix adhesion; cell migration; cell adhesion mediated by integrin
Cellular component (GO): focal adhesion; integrin complex; cell surface
Molecular function (GO): amyloid-beta binding; integrin binding
Source: RefSeq, a predicted model, not a curated record
AUGUGCGCACAGGGGCUGCUGGGGCUGGCGCUGCUGCUGGUCACCUCGGUGCCGGCCGGUCACCUCGCGCCGCCGGCUGGCCCCCUGGCCCUGCGGAGCAGUUUGGGUGGUCCUACUUUGUGCCAGCUGUCCCGGACUGAGUCGGAGCUCAGGUGCCGUGUCCCAGGAGGGAUGCUGUGCAAUGACAGAGGCACAUGUGAGUGUGGAGUCUGCAUCUGCCAAGUGACUGAGUCUGGCAAAUACUACGGUCCACUCUGUGAGUGCCAUGACUGGGUGUGCGAGACCUAUGAUGGGAAGAUCUGUGCUGGACAUGGAAAGUGUGACUGUGGGAAGUGCAAAUGUGAUGAAGGCUGGUAUGGUGAAGCCUGUCAGUAUCCAACUACUUGCAAUCUUACACGGAGAAAAAGCAAUGAAAUGUGCAAGAAUUCUCAAGAUAUCAUCUGUUCUGGUGCAGGCACGUGUCAGUGUGGCAGGUGUAAAUGUGCAAACCCAGAAGGAAAUGGACUGGUGUACGGCAAAUUUUGUGAAUGUGAUGACAGAGAAUGCGUAGAUGAUGAAACAGGAGAGAUUUGUACAGGCCAUGGAAAGUGUUACUGUGGAAACUGUUACUGUGAGGCUGGUUGGCAUGGAGAUAAAUGUGAAUUCCAGUGUGACAUCACCCCCUGGGAGAUCAAGAAGAGAUGCACAUCUCCAGAUGGCAAAAUCUGCAGCAACAGAGGCACAUGUGUAUGUGGGGAAUGCACAUGCCAUGAUGUAGACCCAACUGGUGACUGGGGAGAUAUUCAUGGAGAUACUUGUGAGUGUGAUGAAAGAAACUGCAAAGCAGUGUAUGAUAGAUAUUCUGAUGACUUCUGUUCAGGUCAUGGACAGUGUAAUUGUGGAAGAUGUGACUGUAAAGAAGGAUGGACUGAAAAGUGUGAGCAUCCACGUUCUUGUCCAUUGUCAGUUGAGGAAAGCGCUAAGAGAUGCCAAGGAAAUUCUAAUUUACUUUGCUCUGGAAGAGGGAGAUGUGAAUGCGGCCAAUGCACUUGUUUCCCUCCAGGAGACAACAGAGUUCAUGGCAAAAACUGUGAAUGUGAUGAUCGACAGUGUGAAAAUGCAGAAGGAGAUGUCUGUGGGGGCCAUGGCAUCUGCUCAUGCGGCCGAUGCAUUUGCCAGGACGGGUGGUUCGGAAACUUGUGCCAGCACUCAAGGAAGUGCAACAUGACGGAGCAGGAGAGCAGAAGUCUCUGCGAGUCAGCGGAUGGCAUAUUAUGUUCGGGGAAGGGUUCCUGCCACUGUGGAAAGUGCAUCUGUUCUCCCCAGGAAUGGUACAUUUCAGGUGAUUUCUGUGAAUGCGAUGACAGAGACUGUGACAAACACGACGGUCUCAUUUGCACAGGCAACGGUGUUUGUAGCUGUGGAAACUGUGAGUGCUGGGAAGGAUGGAAUGGAAAUGCUUGUGAAAUCUGGCUGGGGAGAGAAUACCCUUAAUGCAGGGUGUCAAAGACUGAGGAGCUUUUUUUGUUUGUUUUUCUUAGGCUGCUAGAACAUUUAAUUUCAGAAGUGCUCAGUGUGUGGGUGUGCAUGUAAGCACACAUACAUGGUUUUAAGUACCUUAGAACGUGUUUGAGGACCUGCUCCUUAAAGAAAUGCAUCAAAAAAACUAAAAAAGGGAGCAGGACAACCCCAGCUCUAGAGGGUGAAGUCAUAAAAUACCGGCCCUGUGGAACUCCUCCAGAGUUUUUUUUGUAAAUUCAGUGGAACUGAAAUUAUAUCUAUAAUGCUUGUUUCUUUAAGCAACCUUUGGAAAAAGUAUAAGGAAGCCUUUUUUAACAUUGUUUACUUGGUCAUCACCUCUCCUUAUCAAUCUUAACAAUACCCCUGUAGAGGAAUAACACUAGCUGAAUGUUUGUCUGUCAAAUAACUAGUUUGAUUAAUUUUAUGGUGUUGGAAAAAUACAUUAUUUGACCUUUUUUUCUUUCUAACAAUCCUGAUUAUGUACCAGCUCAUAAAUUGAAAGAAGCUGUAAAGAAGCCUAUAAAAACAUUGGUGAUUUUUUGUUUGGUAGAAUAAUUGUCUGAGAUCCAAUUACACGACACCCAUAAACUGAAGACCCAAAAUGUUUGAACAGACCCUUUUCCACAAAGUAACCUAGUUUCUGUGGUUAAUGUGUCAGUAAGUUGGUUAUCUAAUCUACAUACUACAAUACUUUCAAGUACAUAACCUAUGGGAACAUAAGGAAGGAAACUAAUAAAGAUAUAAAUGUAUGAUUGCCUAUUCUGAAUAUGUAUUCUGCAACUCAUAUGUAUUUCUAUCAUACUGUUCUGUGUAGGUACAGUUGCCUCUUAAAAGUAAAGUAAAUGAAAAUUUGUUAUAUUGAAAAUGAAAAUAUGUCACUUUCAGGAUGAAAAUUCUCUCUGCUAUUCGAAAUCACUGUUUAGAACACAUUACACUGUCACACAUGGUAUUAAUUGAAUUUAACUGCUUUUAUGGAAGUGGGAAACCUGAAGGUCAACUGACUUGAAAAAUCGUCUAUGCUAUGCAGCAGAUUGGUCUCAGCCAAAGACGUUUGGACAAUGUCAACAAAGUCAUUAAAGUUUUAAUACAGUAAAUACAAACAAAGCAGUGGUAUGA